This is a messenger RNA of Penicillium expansum, 3648 nucleotides long. RefSeq names its product Dehydrogenase, multihelical. The transcript has 9 exons. Lineage: Eukaryota; Fungi; Ascomycota; Eurotiomycetes; Eurotiales; Aspergillaceae. Gene Ontology annotation, molecular function: zinc ion binding; DNA binding; NAD+ binding. Bases 1 to 3648 code for a protein of 1215 amino acids. Gene Ontology annotation, biological process: fatty acid metabolic process; DNA-templated transcription. The record is from RefSeq and is a predicted model, not a curated record.
AUGUCAUCAAACUGGGAACCUCCGCGCAACUACCGCAGCCGCCCUGUUGCCAUUCUUGGCGCAGGUGUACUGGGCCGCCGAGUAGGAUGUAUCUGGGCUUCAGCUGGCUUUGAUGUUAAUAUCCGAGAUCCCAGCGCGCAACAACGAGCAGACGGAAUUGCGUACAUUGAGGAAAAUGUUCAAUCAUACUCUGCCAAAACCAAUCAAGUCCCCGGGUCGUUCGAAGCGGUCGAGGAUAUGAAACAAGCUGUCGAAAAUGCUUGGCUUGUCAUUGAAGCUGUUCCCGAGAAACUCGAACUCAAGAUCGCCACUUUCGCUGAGUUGGAGGCCCUCACCCCAAAGGACUGCAUCCUGGCUUCCAAUUCAUCUUCAUAUAAGUCUUCCGAGGUGAUCAGUCAGAUCUCGGAUUCCACCAAGACGCGUGUUCUAAACAUGCAUUACUAUAUGCCGCCAGCGUGUAUGAUUGUGGAGGUCAUGACCGAUGGAUACACCACCCCAGAGAUAAUCUCUUUCAUGGUUGAGCGCUGCAAAGAAGCUGCCACAAAUCCAUAUGUCGCAAGAAAGGAGUCCACUGGGUUCAUCUUCAAUCGAUUGUGGGCUGCUGUAAAGCGGGAGGUCUUGACUAUUCUGGCUGAGGGUGUUUCGGUUCCCGAGGAGAUUGAUGCGAUGUGGUCUGAAUUGUUUGUCAAAGCAGGGACUCUUCCCUGUCGGACAAUGGACAAUGUCGGCCUAGACACCGUUGCCUUCAUUGAGGGUCAUUAUGUGGAGGAACGUGGACUCUCUCCUGAGAAGACAGUCGACUUUUUAAAGAGCACUUACCUGGACCAUGGAAAGUUAGGAACAAAGUGCUCAAAGGGUGGCCUCUAUCCUCCCAGUGACCCAACUCCCAUCAAGGCCGAUUCAAAGAAGCCCGAAAUUUUGGUGUUGGACCUCGGACUGUCCGCCGCCACACCCAGCAUGAAAUCGGGAGAAAUUCUCCGUGUUUCUGCAGACGGCAAGGUACAGAAAUCGAUUCUUAAAGGUCAAUCAUUGCCCGAUGGACUUGCUGUGGACUCGACCUCUGGUCGUAUGUUCUGGACUUGCAUGGGCGGUCCAGGAAAGUCCGACGGGGCCGUUUACUCCGCGAACGUGGAUGGGACCGACAUUCAAACACUUGUUGCCGCAGGAACUUUGAAUACACCAAAACAGCUGGCUAUUGAUUCUGUGGCGCAAAGCGUCUACUUUUCUGACCGCGAAGGAUGCCGAGUCUACCGUUGCGCCUUCGACGGCUCCAAUCUGGAGGUUUUGAUUGACAACAAUGGCCGUGAUUUGACCCCUACGGAGCGCGUCUCUGAAUGGUGCGUAGGAGUUGCCGUGAGCCCAAGUCAAGGCAAAUUCUAUUGGACCCAGAAAGGACCCUCGAAGGGUGGUGAAGGCCGGAUCUUGUGCGCCAAUAUCACAAUGCCCGAGGGUCAGUCAGCAGAUGCUCGAGGUGAUAUCCAGUGUGUGCUGGCUGAUCUUCCUGAGCCAAUUGAUCUUGAGGUGGAAGAAACCUCUCGCACACUUUACUGGACCGAUCGUGGUGAACUCCCGUGGGGCAACUCGCUGAACAGAGCCAAGUUGGGUGAAGAUGGUCUCCCUCUAUCAACCAGUUCCCCACUAGGAUAUGAAAUCCUCACUAGGGGUCUAAACGAGGCAAUCGGCCUGAAGUUGGAUUCCAUCAAUUCCCACGUCUAUCUCACUGAUCUGGGCGGAUCUAUCUACCGGUGCGACCUGGAUGGCAACUACAAGGAGAAGCUUCUCUUCGAGGAGCAUCGGGCCUUUACUGGAAUUACUAUCCUCAUACGCGAGAGACAUACGCGUCGAACCGCGUCCGUUAUCAGUAGCCCGCCUCACGCAAAUUCUAAUGGAUUGAUACCACAGUCUUCACUUCCACUCAAUGCAUUUCCGAAUGCGCCGCCUUCCCAUGAAGGCCCCCCUGGGCUGGCUAGUAUGAGAAGUGUCUCUAAUCCCCCGGAUUAUACUCGGCAUCGGGAUGAAGAGCAGACUGGCGUUGAAAUCGCAACCAAGGUCCUUGGGAAAAACAACAAACCUGGCCAAGCGCCAUUCUAUACUGGUGAUUCGCCUGGGUUUGGUGCCGUCUUUGAUAUAUGCUCACCUUCAGACCAACCUACACCAAGACAUAUCCUACUCACUUCCAAAACAUCCGUUUCGCUAUCCCCCGAGGAUAAAGCAUACUUGCAGUACAAGGGGGCUUUCAAUAUGCCCCGAAAAGAGACCUGUGAUGAACUUCUGCGAGCAUACUUUCAUCAUGUGCAUCCCAUUAUGCCGGUGAUUGACGCUACAACGCUUCCACACCUCUAUCCCAGUGGAGAUGGUCAAUCGUACAAUCUGAUAUUACUAUGGAGUAUCUUCUUCGCUGCAGCAAAUUAUCUUUCGGUCGAUGCUUGGAAAUCAGAGGGCUUUUCGUCCAGGAAAGAGAUGAAGGAAUCCAUGUACGCCCGUGCAAAGUGCCUGCAUCAUAAUGGGGGUGAGACCGACCACGCAGUUCUCCUUCAAUCAGCACUUCUCUUGGGAUUUUACCACUCUGAAGCUGAUACCUACAGCCAACCGUGGUAUUGGCUUGGUAUUGCCAUUAGCCUUUGCCAAACAAUGGGUCUGCAUCGUUUCUCUGCUACGGUCUGUGCCAAUUCACCUAUCGCCGGAGCACAACAGCGUCUUUGGCGCCGCCUUUGGUGGACAACCUUUUUUCGAGACCGUUGGCUAAGUCUCACAAUGGGCCGUCCAUUGAGAAUCAACAUGAAUGACUGCAACACUGUGCUGCCAUCUGCUGUUGAUAUGUUGGAUGAUUUUAUCGGAUUACCUAAACCCAUAUCGGCAGCAUAUAUCCCGAAGGACCUACCGCAGCUAGCAGAGUAUUGGGUCACAAUGAUUCAACUCACUCAGCUUUUGGGAGGCACUCUCAUUUUGUGCUACCAACCCUUUGGAACCAGUUCGUCUUUCCAGCAGGUCGAAGCCCUUGAGAAAAAGAUUUUGCGCUUUCAACUUCCCGACAAUCAGGAAACGGGACAAAGUCCACUUGCAACCUUUUACUUGUAUCAUUUGCAGCUUCAUUACCAAGCAUUCAUAAUCACUUUUUAUCGUCCCUUCAUCACAAAGACCCUGGAAGGCUUGCCCGCAUCUCGCCAGGAUACAUGGCAAACUCACGUCCGAAAUCAGAUCAAUAUGGCUGCCCUACAGACCAAUGCCAUCCUUGACAAUUUGGCACACGAGAAACUGUUGGGAUUCUCCGUUGGUAUGACGCCACCGCUAUUAGUCCCAGCAAUGCACAUCCAUCUCCUCAACUGUAAAUCUCCCGAUCCCGUUUCCCGACGUCUGGGUCUCAACAAAAUUGAGGUCUGCAUGAUAGUCUUGGAACAGAUGCAGCCCACCCACCCCUGCGCUUCAGUCUUCCGAGGUAUCUUUCUCGAAGCCAUCCGUUACAUUUUCCCGAACUAUGUGGCUCAAACAGUCCUCCCUGAGCUUGUAUCCGAGUCUUCUCCGCUGCAGGAAGUUUCGAUGGAAGAUCCUAUGGCAGGAAUAACAAUCGGUGAAGAUGCCAUUGAUGCGCUGAUGGAUGAGGUGUCGAUUUUCAAUUUUUGGGAGUCCCUUAACAACAUGCAAACUUAG